CAUUGUUAAUUUGAAAGUCUUGGAGCAAUCUUAUCCACGAUCAAAAUAUAUUUGAAUUUGGCAUAUGAUGAAAAAUUCAGAGAGUGAUAUAAUAAUUUGAUUCCAGUGUUUUAUACAUAAUUCCUGGUGCUUCGUAGAAAUAUUUGUCGCCGCCCAUGUUCAAUACAGAUAAUAUUCAACAAGAAAAACCCCAACAGUAGCAGUAAAUAAGAAACUGUUGAGCAUUUAACAUGAAAUAUCUUUUAUUUUAUUUUACGUGUUUUGUGUUUGUGAAUGCCCAGUACGAAGUUCCCGAGGCAAUUGUUGAAGUAUCUCGACCAAGGGGAUUUAAAGUGUCUAUUCCAGAUGAGCCGGGUGUCCGUUUAUUCGCUUUCCAUGGAAAAAUUAAUCAAGAUUUCGACGGAUUAGAAGCAGGAACGUUUGCGAGAGAUAUAUUACAAGCAAAAAAUGGCCAAUGGUCUUUUGUUGAUAGGGAAACUAAGCUCAAAUCUGGUGAUAUUAUAUAUUAUUGGCUGUACGUGGAUUUCUUCGAUGGAAUUAGAACACUUGGUUACAGAAGGUUUGGUGACUAUCGUGUUCCAGAGAUUCCAGAUAUUGAUGUCAGACUGAAACCUAAUGAAGAAUCUAAAGUUUUAUUACAUGAAAACUUUUCAUCUAUUACACUUAGACCAAAUAUAUGGACAAUCGAGCAACAAUAUGCAGAUGCACCAGAUUAUGAGUUUGUGAUAUAUGUUAAUCGACCGGAAACUUUGCAAAUCAACGAUGGUAAAUUAACAAUCAAACCAGUUCUUUCCGAAGAUAUUUUUGGCGAAGGAUUUGUGAGAUCUUCAGAUGGAUACGAUUUUGGAGAUAAUUGUACAUCAACGAAAGGAUCACAAUUGUGCAAGAGGAAAUACAAUGCUGGCUUUAUUUUACCUCCAGUUUUAUCUUCUCGAAUCACUACAAAAAAUAAACUUGUUUUUAAAUAUGGAUUAGUUGAAAUACGUGCUAAACUCCCCAGAGGUGAUUGGAUAUAUCCAGAACUGUAUUUGAAUCCUGCUACAGAAAAGUAUGGUCCAAAUUAUCAAUCGGGUCAAAUUAGAAUAGCGUUUACUCCGGGAAACGCCGACAUGAAUACCGUACUUCACGGUGGUGUUAUCCUGGGAAAUACUUUAGCAGCUAGAGUACACGAAGACAAAACAAGUCAAUUAGCUAACGGACAUUGGUCCGAUGAGUUUCAUACAUUCGGUGUAAAAUGGACACCAAGUGAAAUAACGUUUAGUGUGGACGGAAGAAAUUAUGGAACGGUGUAUCCACCACCCAACGGUUUUGCUUCAUUGACACAACUACUAAAACUACCACCUCAAAAAUGGAAUGAAGGAUCGAAAUUUGCUCCAUUUGAUCAGGAGAUGUACUUGACAUUGGGUGUAGGUGUUGCUGGGUAUAAUUUUGAAGACAGAUCUUCGAAGCCAUGGAAAAAUGGAGAGAGAUACAGUUUUAGUAAUUUUUACUGCAAAGUGAAUGAUUGGAAGCCUACAUGGACAGAAAAUAGUAAAUUAGAAAUUGAUUACGUCAAAAUUAUAUCAUUUGGAUUGGAAUGGAAAAACAGAACCAAAUUUCCUCGAACAUUUUCGGGACAAUUGAGUAUAGAAAUGUUAUAUAUAUUCUUGAUUUUCUGUAAUUUUGGUUUUCUGAUGGCACAAUAUGAAGUGCCUGAAGCUAUAGUAGAAGCCUAUCAUCCCAAAGGUUUUUCUGUAUCUAUACCAGAUGAAGAAGGUAUAAAACUGUUUGCAUUCCAUGGAAAAAUUAAUCAAGAAAUGAAUUAUAGAGAAGCAGGAACUUUUUCUAGAGAUAUCUUGAAACCUAAGUAUGGAUUUUGGACUUUUAGUGAUUCAUCGACGAAACUGAAGAUUGGAGACCGAAUUUAUUUUUGGACUUACGUUGAAUAUUUUAACGGACAGUCCAAACUGGGAUACCCCAAGGACGAUCAGAUAUUUACUGUAACAGAACUAAUUCAUAAGCCUCCUGGUAGAGAUAGAAUACCAGGUGGUGGUUCAGCAUUUUCGAAAUCAAGCUCAACAUCGACAACAACUACAUCGUUACCAGAUGUAGAACUUACUGAUAAUAAUGAUAUCUGUGAGCCCACAGUUACUACUAUAAAUGGAGGACUCAGUACAUGUAAAGAGAGACUGAUCUUUGAUGAGCCUUUCAAUAAUCAGAUCACAUCAAAAUAUUGGAACAUAGAAAAUAGAUUGGCAGGAAAACCAGAUUAUGAAUUCGUGAUCUAUUCUGAUAGACCAGAAACAAUUUUUGUUGCUAAUCAUACGUUAGUUAUAAAGCCAGAAUUAGCUGAUGAUGUAUACGGUCCAAAUUUUGUGGAGCAAUCUUUUGAUUUUAAAGAACGAUGUACCGGUAUCGUGGGAAGCUUAGAAUGUCGUUAUAAACCUGACGCCGGAUUUAUUCUGCCACCGGUACUAUCGGCAAAGAUGACUACCCUUAAUAAAUUCUCCUUUAAAUACGGCAAGAUAGAAGUAAGAGCAAAACUACCGAAAGGAGAUUGGUUAUACCCAAUAUUGACCCUCAAUCCAGUUUAUGAAGAAUACGGUCCUGAUUACGAGUCGGGUCAAAUUAGGAUAGCCUUCAGUCCAGGAAAUGAAAAUUAUAAUGAACUUUUGUAUGGAGGAGUCGUUUUGGGUCCCACUAUCAGUGCUCGAGAUUAUGGUAUGCGACAAACCACUAGAAAUAUGGGGUGGUCUAACGAGUUCCAUAGAUUUGGAGUAACUUGGAAAGAAGAUGAAAUAAUAUUGACGGUAAACGACAAAAUUUAUGGGACUAUAGUUCCCCCUGCUGGUGGAUUUUCAACACUAGCUUCAAUGUUGGAAAUUAAAAAUGGCGAUCGAUUGAAAUACGGAUCAGUGCUGGCACCUUUCGAUAAAGAGAUGUAUAUUAGUGUUGGAGUAGGAGCAGGAGGAUUUAUUUUUGAUGAUAGAGCAGACGGUACCAAACCUUGGAAAAAUGGUGAACGCUUGAGUACUAAAAAAUUCCAUAUGGCACAACCUAUCUGGAGUAGUACUUGGAACAAGUACAGUGCGCUGUUAGUGACAUCUAUUAAAGUAUGUAUCACAACAGAAAGUGGACCAAUUGCGCCGCAAAAAAUAUGUUCCGGUGAUUUGAUAUUCCAAGAUAAUUUUGAUAAACUGGAUUCGAGUAAAUGGGAUCACGAGCAAACACUUGGAGGAGGCGGGUGGGUACCUGAAACUUCUCUUCAAGUAAGAGCUCUUUUAGAAAGACAAGCUACGCUACAGGCAGCUAGAAUAGCCAUAGAAACCCCAGAACAAUCGCAGGCGAGAAGAAUUUCAUGCAUGAGGAUUGACAACAACGGAUACCGUCGGACUAGAAAUGCCACCAAUAUCCUCAAUCCAAUCAAAAGUGCUCGAAUGAGAACUUUGAAAGCGUUCUCAUUUGAUGGUAGAGUAGAAGUACGAGCACAAACACCUUCUGGAGAUUGGUUAUGGCCUGCUAUUUGGUUAUUACCAAGUGAAUGGAAAUACGGCAGCUGGCCGACUUUAGGUGAAAUAGAUAUUAUGGAAACUAGAGGCAACAAGCAUUUAGUAGUUGGAGGAAAUGACGAUAUCGGAGCUUGCCUUGCAGCUACGAUCGGAGGUAAUUUCUUUCCCGAUGGAUAUGGUUGGAAACCUUGGCAGAAUUCAUCUCCUAAUCCUAUGAGCCAGUUUUGGUGGGGCAGAAAACAAUGGGAGCCUACUUGGAAUUUAAGUAGUGAACAAUCUCAUUUCAAAAUUGAUUAUGUACAAGCGAAAAUGAUUCUAACUACAUUAAUAAUAAAUUUGUUAGUAUAUAAUGUCCAUAGUUGCGUGGAAUCAAUAACAACCGUGAGUGGAACUCAUGCUGCAGCUACAGUUUGUUCUGGAGAUUUGAUUUUUGAAGAUAACUUCAGUAAACUAGACUUGACAAAAUGGCAGCAUGAGCAAACACUUGGAGGGGGUGGGAAUUGGGAAUUCCAAUGGUACACCAAUAACAGAAGUAAUAGUUACGUUGAAAAUGGUUAUCUAAAUAUACGACCUACUCUUGUUGCUGAUGAAUUUGGAAAUGACUUCUUAUAUUCUGGUACUCUAGAUAUUAACGGGGGCUCUCCGGCAGAUCAGUGCACAAAUCCACAAUGGUAUGGAUGUUCACGUACUGGCACACCAACUAACAUAGUAAAUCCCAUUAAAAGUGCCCGAAUGCGUACCAUCGAUUCAUUUGCAUUCAAAUACGGUAAAGUGGAAGUUAGAGCUAAAAUUCCCGCUGGAGACUGGCUGUGGCCAGCGAUUUGGUUACUACCCAGAUGGAAUCAAUAUUCUGGUUGGCCAUCAUCUGGAGAAAUAGAUAUAAUGGAGUCGCGUGGCAACAAAAAAUUAGUCAAUACCAAUGGAGUGAAUAUAGGAGUGCAACAAGUAGGAAGUACUCUUCAUUGGGGUCCAAACUAUAAUUAUAACAAAUAUUCCCUAACACAUUACGAAAAAAAUCUAGCAACGGGAUUCGAUGUAGAUUUCCAUAGAUAUCAGCUGGAAUGGACAACAGAAUACAUAAAAUUCGCUGUUGACGAUGAGGAAAUUGGUAGAGUUACUCCUCCUGGUGGUGGAUUCUGGGAACUAGGUAAUUUAGCGUCUACCGGAUUAGAUAAUCCAUGGAAAAGAGACAGUAAAAUGGCUCCUUUUGAUCAAGAGUUUUACAUAAUUUUGAAUGUUGCCGUUGGUGGAGUUUCCUUUUUCCCGGAUGAUGCUACAAAUACACCAGGUGGAAAGCCGUGGGCGAAUACCUCUCCGAAAGCUGCUACAGAUUUUUGGGAGGGUAGAGAACAGUGGUUAUCAACAUGGAAUAAUCUUAAAAACGAUGAUAUUAAUUUGAAAGUGGAUUAUGUUAGAGUAUGGGCUUUGUAAUAUAAGUAGGUUUUAUACAUAA
Molecule: messenger RNA, 4941 nt
Organism: Diorhabda sublineata
Lineage: Eukaryota; Metazoa; Arthropoda; Insecta; Coleoptera; Chrysomelidae
Exons: 27
Coding region: 231-4919 (1562 amino acids)
Biological process (GO): carbohydrate metabolic process
Molecular function (GO): carbohydrate binding; hydrolase activity, hydrolyzing O-glycosyl compounds
Source: RefSeq, a predicted model, not a curated record